AUGACAGAACGAAAGGGACGGCUAUUUGGCGUGAACUCUGCGAGACCUCUCACGCAGUCUCUCUAUAGGAUAGGGCAAACAGGCGAUCAGUUUGCAGAGGACCCUAAAGGCAAAGGCAUUUCCUGGAUAAUGGUGGAACUCCCCUUUAGCAUGGAUCCCCUAUAUACUAAUGAAAUGCUCUUAGAGUUUGCGAUUCUCGAAAUGCAGAGUUACCGUGCUGUCAUCUAUCCAGAGUCUCAGCAGUACGUUAGGCACGAGUGCAUCUCAUUCCCGGUAGUGGAUUAUCCGACAGCCACGGAUGAUAUUGUGCAAGUGGCUUGUAUACUCAUGGCCCGGGCUGAGGAAGUCGCGGAGUUCUGGCUAGAGGAACUGCGGGCUGGUAGGGUUACUCGUGAUCGAGAACGUAUCUUCCCUUCCAAGAAUUUGAGGAAAAAUCAAGCUAGAGAAUCCAUCCUUGAGUGA
Messenger RNA from Penicillium coprophilum, 462 nucleotides. Its product is annotated as Cwf15/Cwc15 cell cycle control protein. The record is from RefSeq and is a predicted model, not a curated record. The transcript has a single exon. Lineage: Eukaryota; Fungi; Ascomycota; Eurotiomycetes; Eurotiales; Aspergillaceae. The coding region runs from base 1 to 462 and encodes 153 amino acids.